Molecule: messenger RNA, 792 nt
Organism: Arabis nemorensis
Lineage: Eukaryota; Viridiplantae; Streptophyta; Magnoliopsida; Brassicales; Brassicaceae
Source: the annotation of a GenBank genome assembly
AUGGCUUUUAAAACCGAAACUAGAAGAUAUGUAAAUCUAGACCUUGAAAAUGGUGGAUUACCUUAUGGUGUUUCCAAUUCUAGAGCUAUAUCAAACACGAGGAAAUUUCUCUUUCAAAAAAGAAAUUACCUUGUGAGCUCUUGGGACAUUUACGCGUGUGAAGGCUCUGGUGGUUUUACUACGCAAAAGUUAGACAGCGUACAGGAAUUGAACAACGAGGUUGACAUCGAGAUCAAUGUCAUUAGAGUUCCAUACAAUCCAGAGUGUGCCAUUGUAGCUCAAGGGUUUGGUGGGACAGAUUCGGUCCAAAUUGUGGCAAAGUCAAGAACACUCACCAAUGAAAUGAUACAUGACAUGGAGGCAAACGGCUUUAUUGUUUCAAUUGUGAGAUCUCCUAAACCAACUAAGAAUAAGAACAUAAAAAAACCCCUGAUCAAGACUACACACACGGACAUGAAAAUUUUGCAACUCAUGUCGAAAUGGUGCAGGGCGCAAGAAUAUCUAGUCCCGAUUGUUAUGAUCUCAAACGACACGAAACUUACUCCGGCAGUGGAAGGCGUGGUCAACCUUGGGUAUCAAAUCUCUCUUGUUCACGCAGCUCAUGCUUCGGAUGAACUCGUGACUGCCGCGACAAAGACAUUUGAUAUCACUCCCACUCCGGCAGUGGAAGGCGUGGUCAGUCUUGGAUAUCAAAUAUGUCUUGUUCACGUAGCUCAUGCUCCGGUUGAACUCGGGAAUGCCGCGACAAAAACAUCUGGUUAUGAGGCUUUAGUUCGUAAUGCUCAACUUUAG